AUGCACACCGUCUUUCGCAUUGGUGAAGUGCGAAAAAUUGACAACAAUCGUGCACUUUAUCAAGUCGAUCUCAAACUUACGUCAGAUGAUGAUCCACAACUUCGAGAAUUAACUGACUUUAUACGAAAAGAGGUCAGCGGCACUGGAUGGUAUCGAAUGGGGCAAUUGUUACUACAAAUAGGUCAAUUUGACAAGGCCGAAGAACUAUAUAUGGCACUAUUGGAACAGGCAUCAGAUGAUAGUGAUAGAGCAGAUAUUUAUUAUCAGCUUGGAUGGGUGAAAAACGACCAAGGACAAUAUGAAGAAGCAGUUGCAUUUUACGAACAAUCUCUGAAAAUCUAUCGAAAAACUCUUCCGGAAGAUGAUCUUUCAUUAGCUCCUACGUACAAUAAUAUUGCUCAAGUGUAUAAUGACAUGGGUGACUACUCGAAAGCACUUGAAUUUUACGAAAAAACACUUAAAAUCGACGAGAAAACUCUCCCUUCGAAUCAUCCCUCAUUGGCUACUUCGUACAACAACAUCGGUCUAGUCUAUAAUAACAUGGGUGACUACUCGAAAGCACUUGAAUUUUACGAAAAAUCACUUGAAAUACGAAAACAAGCUCUGCCUUCGAAUCAUCCUGAUUUGGCUGCUUCGUACAACAACACUGGUCUAGUGUAUAACAACAUGGGUGACUACUCGAAAGCACUUGAGUUUUACGAAAAAUCACAUACAAUCUUGGAAACAGCUCUGCCUUCGAAUCAUCCUCAUUUGGCUACUUCAUACAGCAACAUCGGUCAAGUGUAUAAUAACAUGGGUGACUACUCGAAAGCACCUGAAUUUUACGAAAAAUCACUUGAAAUACGAAAACAAGCUCUGCCUUCGAAUCAUCCUGAUUUGGCUACUUCAUACAACAACAUCGGUCAAGUGUAUAAUAACAUGGGUGACUACUCGAAAGCACUUGAAUUUUACGAAAAAUCACUUGAAAUACGAAAAAAAGCUCUGCCUUCGAAUCAUCCUGAUUUGGCUACUUCAUACUGCAAGAUCGGUCUAGUGUAUAAUAACAUGGGUGACUACUCGAAAGCACUUGAAUUUUACGAAAAAAAUCUAGAAAUCACAAAAAAAGCUCUGCCUUCGAAUCAUCCUGAUUUGGCUACUUCAUACAGCAACAUCGGAGGAGUGUACAAGAACAUGGGUGACUACUCGAAAGCACUUGAAUUUUACGAAAAAUCACAUAAAAUCUACGAAAAAGCUCUGCCUUCGAAUCAUCCCUCAUUGGCUACUUCAUACAACAACAUUGGUGGAGUGUAUAAUAACAUGGGUGACUACUCGAAAGCACUUGAAUUUUACGAAAAAUCACUUGAAAUACGAAAAAAAGCUCUGCCUUCGAAUCAUCCUGAUUUGGCUACUUCGUACAACAACAUCGGUCUAGUCUAUAAUAACAUGGGUGACUACUCGAAAGCAGUCGAAUUUUACGACAAAGAUCUAGAAAUCACAAAAAAAGCUCUGCCUUCGAAUCAUCCCUCAUUGGCUACUUCAUACAACAACAUCGGUCAAGUGUAUAAUAACAUGGGUGACUACUCGAAAGCACUUGAAUUUUACGAAAAAUCACUUGAAAUUAAAGAAAAAGCUCUGCCUUCGAAUCAUCUCGAAUUGGCUACUUCAUACAACAACAUCGGUGGAGUGUACAGCGACAUGGGUGACUACUUGAAAGCACUUGAAUUUUACGAAAAAUCACAUCAAAUCUUCGAAAAAGCUCUGCCUUCGACUCAUCCCUUAUUGGCUACUUCCUAUAACAACAUCGGUCAAGUGUAUAAUUACAUGGGUGACUACUCGAAAGCACUUGAAUUUUACGAAAAAUCACAUCAAAUCUUCGAAAAAGCUCUGCCUUCGAAUCAUCCCUCAUUGGCUACUUCAUACAGCAACAUCGGUCAACUGUAUAAUAACAUGGGUGACUACUCGACAGCACUUGAAUUUUACGAAAAAUCACUUGAAAUAAGAAAAAAAGCUCUGCCUCCGAGUCAUCCUGAUUUGGCUACUUCAUACAGCAACAUCGGUCAAGUGUAUAAUGACAUGGGUGACUACUCGAAAGCACUUGAAUUUUACGAAAAAUCACAUAAAAUUAAAGAAAAAGCUGUGCCUUCGAAUCAUCCUAAUUUGGCUGGAAGUCAUUUGAGUUUUGCAGUAUGUUACGAAAAAAUGGGUGAUUACACAACAGCUCUUAAAGCCCUUAAAAAUGCUUAUGAAAUUCAGCAAAAAGCUUUUGAAGAAGGUAAUGCAGCUUUUUCUUUUACCUACAGUAGGUUAGGAAGAGUUUAUCGCAGUAUGAAAGAUUAUUCAAAGUCACUUGAUUACUUUCAAAAAUGCCUUGCAAUAGAUAAAAAAACACUGCCUGAAAAUCAUCCGGAUUUUGGUAUUACAUAUAGUAAUAUUGGUGAUGUUCAUCGUUUAAUGGGUGAUUAUGAAAAGGCAAUUACAUUUCAUCGAAAAGCAUUAAAUAUUCAAGAAAAUGUUCAAUGUAAUCCUCUCGAAUGUGCAACGACAUAUAUAAAUUUAGGUGAAACAUAUCGUCAAAUGAAAGAUUAUACAACGGCAUUGACAUAUUAUCAAAAAGGAUUAGAAAUACGUGAAAAUAAACUACCAAAAAAUCAUCCUGAUUUAGCUGUAGUAUAUCACAAUUUGGCAAAAUUAUAUUUAUCUACUCGACAAUAUAAUAUGGCAAUGAAAAAUGUUCAACAAGCCGUAGAAAUUGCUCAAGAAAAAUUACCUUCAAAUCAUCCUCAUAUUUUAGAAUAUAAAGAAACAUUUGAAAAAAUUCGAAAGAAAAUGUAA
This is a messenger RNA of Rotaria sp. Silwood1, 2811 nucleotides long. The record is from the annotation of a GenBank genome assembly. Lineage: Eukaryota; Metazoa; Rotifera; Eurotatoria; Philodinida; Philodinidae.